Brassica oleracea var. oleracea is the source of this 1589-nucleotide messenger RNA. RefSeq lists its product as uncharacterized. The record is from RefSeq and is a predicted model, not a curated record. The transcript has 2 exons. Lineage: Eukaryota; Viridiplantae; Streptophyta; Magnoliopsida; Brassicales; Brassicaceae. Bases 168 to 1421 code for a protein of 417 amino acids.
GAGAUCUAGGAUCUAGGUUAAUGAUGCUCUCACUCCUCCUUCUGCAGUAUCCAAUUCGCUCCGUCGUCAGCUCCUCCCAAAUUCUCCCGCCGCAGGCCCUAGUUUCUCCCAUCUCAACCAUUCUUUUGUCCUCGAAACAUCAAUCGUCAUCCCUUUGAGGCUUCUCGAUGGGAAAGUGGAACAAUCGAUCCAGAUUCAACCGUCGCAGAUCUCCUUCGCGAUGGUAUAGCGAAAGACCUUCUUCUUCUGGAUAUGGUGAAGACGAUGGGAUUCCAGUAUGGGAGAAGAGAUUCUGCGAAGUGAUUGGAUCAGUGCCAUGGCCAAAAGUUGUUGAAGCUACGAACUUCAAGAGCUGGUACACAGGUAACGUAAUCACUUGGGAUGAUUCCGCUUGUCAAGAGACUUUCCACGACGAGAAGAAACGGUUUUGGUCACAUGUUAAUGGAGUUCACUGUGAUAUAUCUCUUCCUGAUCCGGAUCUUUACGUCAGUGAUGUGGAUUGGGACACUACGGUUGACCCUGAACUGAUUAGUGAUUUAGAAGGGGCGUACUUUACGCCUCCUGAUGAUGAGGUUAAGUCUGGUUUGAAACGAGGGCGGAGAGACAGGAGUUGGAGUGGUUGUAGUAACCUUGUCCCUAUUGAAGAGGCUCGGAUGUUGAAGAUUCCGUGGGAGUGUAGUGAGGAAGUUCAUGAUGUUGAUGGUUUGGUGAAGAAAGGGAAUGACUGGAACGUAGCAGAGAGUAGUAGUGAUCAUCCUAAUGAUAGGACAAGGCCGUGGGAAGCUAAGCCUAGUUUUGGUAACGAGAAAGCAAAUGAUACAAUGUCUGGGGAUUGCUUAUGGAAGGAGAUUGAGUGGAAAACUGAAGAUAAGGGUAAUGACAGAUGGGGCCAGGGAAACGAUGGAUGGGAUACGUCAGGACAACAAAACAAGAAGGCAAAAGGUUCUGAAAGUGUGCCAGCCAGAGAGGAUGAAAUGCUCGACAAUCCUUGGGAAGCCAAGCUUAGCUGUAGAAAGGAGACAGCAGAAGAUACGACUUGGGGAGGUUGGUCUGGUAAGGGUUGGGAUGAUAGAGGUGGUGGCAGUGAUGGAUGGGAAAAGCGAGAUUUGGAGAUGAAUGAGUGGCGUCGUACGAAAUGUAGUCAGGAUUAUAGGGAGCCAAGGAGUUAUAAUCCAUGGAAAGCUGGCUUUGGGCCUGGCAAUACAGCUCGGAGAGAAUAUGGGCCUAAUGCAGGCGGUUGGCAAACACGUAGAGUGAGUGAGACGAAUCGAAGAGAAUGGGAUGUGAAACGAUCCAGUGAUGGUUGGGGUAGGCGAAACAGAGAAAGAGAUGAAUCAUAUGGAUACAACAGUAACUACAGAAACUCAAGGCCUAUAAGAGAUGAUUAUCAGAGCAGGAAGGUCAAUUUCUCAUCUAAGUAGGUAAUGUAAUCCAUAGUUCUCGGGGAUGUUUUGAUGUUGUAUUAGUUUAAGUUGUGAGGCAUUAAGAUGCCUAUAGAAAUUCAAAGAUAGGGUUUAUGUUUCUCUUUCAUAGGUCAUAUACCCUUUUUGAUGAUGAUGUUUCAUACUAAACUAUCCAAAGUUUUUGCC